Molecule: messenger RNA, 1179 nt
Organism: Drosophila erecta
Lineage: Eukaryota; Metazoa; Arthropoda; Insecta; Diptera; Drosophilidae
Exons: 1
Coding region: 417-1064 (215 amino acids)
Source: RefSeq, a predicted model, not a curated record
AUUGUUUUGUGCCACUUGGUUGUCUGUGAUGGUAGUGUGCGAAUGUAACUAAGGCAAGCUAUUUAAGCAAAGUUCAAAAUUCUCGUCGAAUGAAAUUCCAAAUUUGUUUCAUCUUCAGUUUCCGGCAGACAAAGUCCCUAUUUGGACAACGCCGCCAUCGUUAUCGCUAACGCAGCUUUCCUAAUCCUCUAAAGAACUGGCCCUCGAUUCCCCCAAACUGAUGAUCUUUGAACUUUGCCUGCAGUUACACUUCAUGCGGCAAUUGAGUGUUCGCAUCUAUUUUCUGCGAAUGAGACUGACCAUUGUCAAUCAACUGGCGCCAGUCGAGGACUCCUCCAACGAGCACUAUUCAUAAUAUCGAUAAGAUAUCGGGGAUUAGCAGGGCGUCCUAUUUAUUCACAGGCAAACUGGUCAAAAUGUCUGGAUCGAGGCGACGCCGCAACAUAUUGGGAUACUACGAGUACUUUAUGCCCGGGAUUUAUGACUAUCCGGUGAUUCAAUGUGCUGCGAGUGCAAUCCGUUCCUAUAGCAUGGACCCAGUACUGACCAGUGGCUCAUCAACUUGGUCAGUCCCCGCUGGAAAUGCCGCCUAUGUAGCCGGGCCAAUGGGCGUGAUCAACUACCUAUCGGAUAUGCAAACGCACUUGGCUCUGCCAACCAGCGAAAAUGUGGAAACUGGUCUAAUCUGUACUACCAUCGAUUCCAGCCCAUGUUUCCAUGAGCCAAUUCGAGAAUAUGUUCAAAUGGAGGAUGAACUCACCGAGGACGAGGGAUACGGCUAUGAGAUUCCAGAGCUUGUUCUUUGCUUCAACCCUUCAAAUUCGGAGUCCGCCGGAGCUGAUGAAUCUGGUGAUUCCCAGCGUACAUCAAGUAGCUGCUCAUCGGUGGAGAUCAGCGAGCAGUCAGGAUCGGGGGAAUAUGUUAAAUCCGAAUCGGAACCCAGGAAGCGUAGGAAAGUAUCGCAAAAGCGCAUCUAUACAGCCGAGCAGGGUUACGUGGUGGAGGAACCCACCAGCGAACAAUCCGAGGAUGAUGACGAGAAACUGCCACCCACCAAAUCAUGAAAAUAGAUAUCUCAGCGUUUACGUUCGACUGUAGAUCUACAUAUUUCCAGAAACGUUACCCAAUUUGAUUUAUCGUUGCAAUUUGUAGUGAUCAAAAAUAUAUAUAUUUUAUAGA